AUGUCAUUCCUGGGCUUCGGCGGACAACCACAGUUAAACUCUCAACAGAAGAUCAGCGCAGCUGAAGCAGAGCUAGACCUCGUCACAGACAUGUUUAACAAGCUAGUUGACAACUGUCACAAAAAGUGCGUCCAAACCUCAUACAGCGAAGGUGACCUGAACAAGAAUGAGUCAUCCUGCAUUGACCGUUGCGUCGCAAAGUACUUCGAGACCAAUGUCAAGGUUGGAGAAAACAUGCAAAAAAUGGGCAACGCUUUCGCUGGUGGUCCAGGCAGAGUCUAA
Messenger RNA from Lachancea thermotolerans CBS 6340, 282 nucleotides. It is a transcript of the gene TIM10, whose product is annotated as protein transporter TIM10. The coding region runs from base 1 to 282 and encodes 93 amino acids. Gene Ontology annotation, cellular component: mitochondrial inner membrane. The record is from RefSeq and is a predicted model, not a curated record. The transcript has a single exon. NCBI's taxonomy places the organism in Eukaryota, Fungi, Ascomycota, Saccharomycetes, Saccharomycetales, Saccharomycetaceae. Gene Ontology annotation, biological process: protein insertion into mitochondrial inner membrane.